Messenger RNA from Orycteropus afer afer, 1512 nucleotides. It is a transcript of the gene EFEMP1, whose product is annotated as EGF containing fibulin extracellular matrix protein 1. Lineage: Eukaryota; Metazoa; Chordata; Mammalia; Tubulidentata; Orycteropodidae. The transcript has 10 exons. Gene Ontology annotation, molecular function: calcium ion binding. The record is from RefSeq and is a predicted model, not a curated record. Bases 1 to 1512 code for a protein of 503 amino acids.
AUGUUGAGAACCCUUUUCCUGAUUAUGCUGACUCUGGCGCUGGCCAAGUCACAGGACACCGAAGAAACCAUCACGUACACGCAAUGUACAGAUGGAUAUGAGUGGGACCCUGUUAGACAGCAGUGCAAAGAUAUUGAUGAAUGUGACAUCGUCCCAGACGCUUGCAAAGGUGGAAUGAAAUGUGUCAACCACUAUGGAGGAUACCUCUGUCUUCCUAAAACAGCCCAGAUUAUUGUCAAUAAUGAACAACCUCAGCAAGAAACGCCAGUGGCCCCUGAAACUGUAGGUGCAGCUGCAAAUGCAGCCGCCACCUCAGGGACAGUUCCUGGAGGAGUUGCUGCCACAGGCAUGGCCACCAGUGGAGUGAUGCCCGGGGGUGGUUUUGUCGCAAGUGCUGCUGCAGUCGCAGGCCCUGAAGUGCAGACUAGCCGAAAUAACUUUGUCAUCCGAAGAAACCCAGCUGACCCUCAGCGCAUUCCCUCCAACCCCUCUCACCGCAUCCAGUGUGCAGCAGGCUACGAGCAGAGUGAGCACAACGUGUGCCAAGACAUAGAUGAGUGCACAGCAGGAACACACAACUGCAGAGCCGACCAAGUUUGUAUCAAUUUACGGGGCUCCUUCACCUGCCAGUGCCCUCCAGGGUAUCAGAAGCGAGGAGAGCAGUGUGUUGACAUAGAUGAAUGUGCCACCCCUCCGUACUGCCACCAAAGAUGUGUGAACACGCCAGGCUCCUUUUAUUGCCAGUGCAGUCCUGGGUUUCAGUUGGCGGCAAACAACUACACCUGUGUAGAUAUAAAUGAAUGUGAUGCCAGCAAUCAAUGUGCUCAGCAAUGCUACAAUAUUCUUGGUUCAUUCAUCUGUCAGUGCAAUCAAGGAUAUGAGCUAAGCAGUGACAGGCUCAACUGUGAAGACAUUGAUGAGUGCAGAACUUCCAGCUACCUGUGUCAAUAUCAAUGUGUCAAUGAACCUGGGAAGUUCUCAUGUAUGUGUCCCCAGGGAUACCAAGUGAUGAGAAGUAGAACAUGUCAGGAUAUAAAUGAGUGUGAGACCACAAAUGAAUGCCGGGAGGAUGAAAUGUGUUGGAAUUAUCAUGGUGGCUUCCGUUGUUACCCACGAAAUCCUUGUCAAGACCCCUACAUUCUUACAUCAGAGAACCGAUGUGUUUGCCCAGUGUCAAAUGCUGUGUGCCGAGAACUCCCCCAGUCCAUAGUGUACAAAUACAUGAGCAUCCGAUCUGACAGGUCUGUGCCCUCAGACAUCUUCCAAAUACAGGCUACAACUAUUUAUGCCAACACUAUCAAUACUUUUCGGAUUAAAUCUGGAAAUGAAAAUGGAGAAUUCUACCUAAGGCAAACAAGUCCUGUAAGUGCAAUGCUUGUACUGGUGAAGACGCUAUCAGGACCAAGAGAAUAUAUCGUGGACCUGGAGAUGCUGACAGUCAGUAGUAUAGGAACUUUCCGCACAAGCUCAGUGUUAAGAUUGACAAUCAUUGUGGGGCCAUUUUCAUUUUAG